AACAAUAGAAUGCGCCGCCACCGCGCAUAGAUGCCUUAUUAGUCAAUAUCAGUAACAUCGGUGACAGACCAUAUUCUGGUUCAGCUGGGGUAGUUUGGGGGUGCAUGGCAAGGAUUUAACCCCAUUCAUAUUGCUUCGCCAAGAUAUUGUUCGCUAAGUCACUGCACGAUGUGGUCCAGUUAAAAAAUGCUGUGAGACGGGGCUCUCUGGAAAUGCUCUUAUGCUGCGAGAGCAGCACUUGCUUCCCCGGAGGCUUUUCUCUAGUUCUCGAAAUCUCUUCCUGUUGUUGAAAUAAUCCGUCGUCAUGUCUCUCCCAUCGUUCCUCUCAGGAGACGAUACCGACUCGGGUGCCAAUGAGAUAUCCACUCAGUUUAAUAUUCGUAUGGGGAUAUGGACGAACUGGUCUCGUGGGAAAAUCUUUGGAUCAACUGUCACGCUUCGCAGACAAGAUGCCGAUCUGAUUAUAGCGCUAACAGCCUUCUUCAUUGGAUUUGCCGGAACCCGUUUCUGGAGAAUCCUGUGUUUCCUAAUUCAUCAUUGUCGAUCCUCGCCAAAACCCCAAGAUACUCUAUAUUACCAGAGCCAGGCUAUCCUCCGAAACUCUGCGACUGCUGAAUCGGGUCUGUGGACUUUCAUCUCACUUUUUUGGACAUGGCGUAAGAGACCAGGAAAACGAUUGAUUCGAGCGAUUCUUCUUAUUCUUACGCCCGCAUUCUGUAUUGCCGCCUUCAUCAUAGCCGGUGCUUUAUUCUCCGGAAUAUCUACUUCUAUCGGCAACGAAGUGCUUGUUAGUGGUUCUACUUGUGGCGCCUUUGUCAACCCCUCCUAUGACGCUUUCCUUUGGAUGACUGCUACUUUUACAAGUCACAUCACGAGGGCCCUAGGCUACGCCCAACAAUGUUACUCGGAGACUGUACCAUCUGGUGCUAUUGAUUGCAAUUUCUAUACAGUCAAACAGAUCCCGACAAUCAGGAACUAUAACGCACCUUGUCCAUUUCAGGAUAACAUAUGCCGAAGCAAUUCAUCUAACUUGAUGCUCGACACCGGUCUCGUCAAUAUCCACGACCACUUAGGGGUAAACCUGCCUGCUGGUGAGAGGAUACUAUGGAGAAAAGUCCUUUCAUGCGCUCCUCUAGUGACUUCAGGUCGUACAAGCAACCAUUCCACUGCUGACGGAAAUUACACAAGAUAUCACUACGGUGACGUCGUAAGGACACGCAAUUCCACGGGCACUGUCAGAUAUAAUUUCACGUAUUCAAUUGAUAGCGUGGAGUCACAAUAUGCGCCUUUCAAUUUCACAAAUAUCUCGUAUGAUGGCAAUACGUACAUUCUAGCGGCUAAAGCAGAAAUGACUGCAAAUGAAACCACCGCCUCGAGUGAUCCUUAUACACCUAUCCCCGAACUUCGAAGAGACGAUGGUGAUCUCACAUUAUUGUUUCUAUCCGGAAAUUCAAUAGCUUUUAUGGAACCUCUAGAUGAUGAUUGGUAUCGUGCUACGGUCCCUUAUAGUAACAUCAGUUCAACGGUUACAAACGAGGUAAAAGACCUGUAUCGAAUGGCGGACGCAGCUUCACCGAUGGGGUGCGUUGAACAGUACCAAUUGUGCGCAGAGACUCCUAAUAUCUGCGGACCUUUGGCUGGCUUCCUUGAUGCUUACGUUGGAGCUGUAAAGCAGGUCAAUAUGACGAUGACCCCCGAUAAUGCGGGGACGGUGAACGCGAGCGUGCAGCGCCUAAUACGGUUCGGUACAAUGCAGACAGACCCUGCGGCAAAUACAGUGAGUAUGAUUACCUCGGUUCUCGGAUCCCGGGCCCUGGUUUCACAACAAACCCUUUUAAGCAACCUGCAACCUACCUUGCCCAAAGACCAAUGGAAAAACGACAUGACUCAGAUGUGGAACAUAGGGCUAGCGGCCCUUCAAGGGAUGUUCGUGGAAACUGUUUCCGAGGGCGUGGACAAGAAAAAUGCCAAAGCUCUAGCUCCUGGGUCUGAUGAUGAAUACAAUCUAUGUCAAAAUGUGAAAAUUCGAAGUUCUCGGCACAGCUCAUUCAGUCUAUUCUGGCUCAUCUUUACAUACGCCAUCGGAAUUUUUGUUAUCACGAUAUCUUACAUACUGGAACCUUGUCUAGCUUGUUUACACCGACGUCAUGGAUAUAGGGGAUAUCACCGUCUCGAAUGGCUCACAAAUGAAACACUUCAAUUACAACGUCUCGCGAACGAAGAUCCGGGGUCGGAGUUUUGGCUUCGUUCCGAUGAAGAUAUUCCGAUGACACGACAAGGCGUUCAAUUGGGUGGUUAUGAUUUACGCGAUCCUGAGCAUCCUAGGGUUUUCCCUCCGUAUUUGGCGAGUCCUGUGAAUGAAGAAGUUAUUUUGCUUCAGGGGACUAAAUACACAUCUAACGAGGGAUAGAAGUCUCCAUGGUAUAUACGGGAAGGUUUAUUUGAUUUAUGUAUUAUCUGAUGCCCUGAGCGAUGGUUUAAGGAGUAAAAAGGGGGUAUGAUUGGGAUGGAUAUUAAGACGAUGGUAAUUCCCUAAUUAAAUGUUCUUGGACAAAAAAUGUUAGAACGGAACAAUUAAAUAGUAACGAAACGAAACGGUGCAAUUCACCCUAGUCCAGUCCGAGUAUAGUACUCCGUAAGUACUCCGUAGUAGAUUAAUUGUAGAUAGAUGUGGGGCAUCGGAGUCUUAUACUAUAGGCAGGUACAAGUUGGCUAUUAAGCUUUUGCUUGGUAGAUGCAGGUAGCUUAUCUUGCUUUAUAAUCGAAAACU
Messenger RNA from Hypoxylon trugodes, 2770 nucleotides. RefSeq lists its product as uncharacterized. NCBI's taxonomy places the organism in Eukaryota, Fungi, Ascomycota, Sordariomycetes, Xylariales, Hypoxylaceae. Bases 305 to 2410 code for a protein of 701 amino acids. The transcript is spliced from 3 exons. The record is from RefSeq and is a predicted model, not a curated record.